GGCGGCGUUGCUAAGCAACUGAGCGGCAUUUCCAAACACUGCAGGCUAGAGGCUGCAGCGCCCCGCCUCGCAGUCGCCUUUCCCAGUCUCAGAGCGCCAUGGGCACCUCGGCAGAGAUGCAGGUGCGGUUCGGAAGGCGCUCUGGACAGGCGAAGGGAAGCACGGAAAUAAAGAACUCCAACGAAGAACAAGUUCUCUAUCCACCUCUUUUACCUAGCAAAGUAGAUCUCCGGCAGGUCACCAUAAUUCCACACAAUGAGUGGGAAAGGAUUCGAGAUAGCAUUGAUGGUAUGACAAGAAAAGCAGCAUGCCUUCGCGCAGAAAGAAAGGCAAAGAAAGAAAUGCAUCUCCGAUCCCAAGAAGUGGUAAAACAUUGGGCUCGAACAUAUGCAGGGAUAAAAGAACAAAAACUUAAAGCCAAAAAGAAGCGCGACGAAGAAAUAGAGGCCGAAAGACAAAUUCUUGACCUGGAAGAAGCGAUAUACAAACAAGGAGAAAGAAGAAAGGCCAUUGAACAUGCAAAGCAAUAUCAAUUUUACCAGACAGAAAGGCUGAAAAACUUCCAUUCAGGACUUCUUCUUAGUAGAGUGAUGAAAGAACGCGACGCUCAGAUUGAAUCCCAAAAGAGUAGAAUAAAAUCUGAUAAAAAAUGGGAGGAACAACUGAAACUCAACAUUGAGAAAGCCCUCGAGGAAGAACGGGAGAAAGCGGGGAAACAGCGCAGAGACAGAAUAGCUCUCGCCAAUGAUCACUUAAAACAAAUAAAGGAACAUGAAGAGGAAGAAGAAAGGAGGAGAAAAUCUGAAGAAAAUGAUGCUGAGGAAAUAAAGCGACAGAAUGCAUUAUAUGAAAUAGAAAUGAGAAAAAAACUAGAAAAGAAAAAUAAAGAGAUAAAGGAAAGGAGGAAACUAUUUUUUGAACAUAUGAAUGAUAAAAAUAUCAUCAAAGCUGUAGAACAGCAGCAGCAAGAGGAGGAAGAUGAAAAGAUUAGAAAAUUUAUCAAAACAAAAAAGCGCCUUAUACAAAUGAGGAAAGAAAAAGAAGCUGAAACACACAGGCUAAUGGAGGAACGUAGAAUAAGAAUAAAUAACUUCCUGAGUGAAAUAAUAAAACAGAAACUUGACAAUGAAGAUAUGAUUCUUGCUAGAAAUAGUGAAGAAGUUGAGGCUGAAUGGGAAAAAAGAGAAAGAGAUAAAUAUGAAAAAAAUAAAGCAGAAUUAAAAGCGAUUGAAGAAUAUAGAGUCUUUGCGAUGAAAAACAAAGCAGAAGAAGAAAGACAAAGAAAAAUUGAGGAUAAAGAACAUUUGCUGGCUGUCAUGAAAGCGGACCAGAUUUUCUAUGAGCAUGAAAAGGAGAAAAAACGCAAAAGUGAUAAAGAACGUCUUGAAGUUCAAGAUGCCCAUAUUCAGCAAAUGGCCAAAAAUAAGUUUAAUGCAAAACAAGCAAAAGAAGACCAUCUGGAGUACUGCAGACUUACUGAAGAACUUAUGGCUGGAAAGGAGAAACAAUUUCAAGAUUAUGCCAGGGAAGUAAUUAAAUUUGAGUCUGAAUCAACAAAUAAACAUAUUUAUCCUCUUGUAAAAUCUUUACAGAGAGGACCUGGAGGUGGCCAUGGACCAGUUCUUACAAACAGAGGUGGAUUAAGACCUAGCUAUCAGACAAAUGAUUUCACUGGAGUCCAGCUCCCUUCUUAUAAUUUGCAGGGAUCAAAAUAUAAUAAUUUUCAAAAGUCUAAGGGAAGGCUAGGUUUUACAUUGUAGGAAAAAGUUUGUUUGAGAGACUAAAUUGUAGCCAAUACUAUAAGCUCCAAAUGUAAGUGAAUUACUUGCUUAUAAUUUAAUAAAGCUGUUCUUCAUCUCAGUACAAUUAUGUUGGAUCUUCACCAUUGAAGGUUAAUUCAUUUUUGAUAAAAAAUAUAUACACA
This is a messenger RNA of Myotis davidii, 1924 nucleotides long. RefSeq names its product coiled-coil domain containing 173 (gene CFAP210). The transcript is spliced from 9 exons. Lineage: Eukaryota; Metazoa; Chordata; Mammalia; Chiroptera; Vespertilionidae. The coding region runs from base 99 to 1760 and encodes 553 amino acids. The record is from RefSeq and is a predicted model, not a curated record.